Messenger RNA from Indicator indicator, 4617 nucleotides. It is a transcript of the gene CUX1, whose product is annotated as cut like homeobox 1. Lineage: Eukaryota; Metazoa; Chordata; Aves; Piciformes; Indicatoridae. Gene Ontology annotation, molecular function: DNA-binding transcription factor activity, RNA polymerase II-specific; DNA binding. The transcript is spliced from 24 exons. Bases 1 to 4617 code for a protein of 1538 amino acids. The record is from RefSeq and is a predicted model, not a curated record. Gene Ontology annotation, biological process: intra-Golgi vesicle-mediated transport; regulation of DNA-templated transcription. Gene Ontology annotation, cellular component: Golgi membrane.
AUGGCGGCCAAUGUGGGAUCGAUGUUUCAAUAUUGGAAGCGCUUUGAUUUACAGCAGCUGCAGAGAGAGCUUGAUGCCACAGCAACAAUAUUGGCCAACCGGCAAGAUGAAAGUGAGCAGUCCAGGAAAAAACUCAUCGAGCAAAGUCGUGAGUUCAAGAAAAACACUCCAGAGGACCUGCGCAAACAGGUAGCUCCAUUACUGAAGAGUUUCCAGGGAGAGAUCGACGCGUUGGGGAAACGGAGCAAAGAAGCCGAGGCAGCCUUCUUGAAUGUUUAUAAGAGAUUAAUUGAUGUUCCAGAUCCUGUGCCAGCCUUGGAUUUAGGACAGCAGCUUCAGCUGAAGGUUCAACGUAUGCACGACAUAGAAACAGAGAACCAGAAACUUAGGGAAACCCUCGAGGAGUACAACAAAGAAUUCGCCGAGGUGAAAAAUCAGGAGGUUACAAUAAAAGCACUUAAAGAGAAGAUCCGUGAGUAUGAGCAGACCCUGAAGAACCAAGCGGAGAACAUAGCCCUGGAGAAGGAACAAAAGCUGCAGAAUGAUUUUGCAGAGAAGGAGAGGAAAUUGCAGGAGACACAGAUGUCCACAGCCUCCAAGCUGGAAGAAGCCGAACACAAGGUUCAAGCUUUGCAAACAGCCUUGGAAAAAACCAGAACAGAGCUAUUUGAUCUGAAAACAAAAUACGAUGAAGAAACUACUGCAAAGGCUGAUGAAAUCGAGAUGAUCAUGACAGACCUCGAAAGAGCAAACCAGAGGGCAGAGGUGGCUCAGAGAGAGGCAGAGACCUUAAGGGAGCAGCUCUCCUCGGCUAACAAAUCUCUCCAGCUUGCUACGCAGAUCCAGAAGGCUCCUGAUGUGGAGCAGGCCAUCGAGGUGCUGACGCGGUCCAGCCUGGAGGUGGAGCUGGCUGCGAAGGAGAGGGAGAUCGCCCAGCUGGUAGAAGAUGUCCAGAGACUCCAGGGCAGCCUCACCAAGCUGCGGGAGAACUCCAGCAGCCAGAUCUCACAGCUGGAGCAGCAGCUGACAGCCAAGAACAGCACACUCAAACAACUGGAAGAGAAGCUGAAGGGACAGGCUGAUUACGAAGAGGUUAAGAAAGAAUUGAAUAUAUUGAAAUCCAUGGAGUUUGCACCACCCGAAGGCUCUGGUGCGCAGGAUGCAUCUAAACCGCUGGAGGUGCUGCUGCUGGAGAAGAACCGCUCAGUGCAGUCGGAGAACGCCACGCUGCGGAUCACCAACAGUGACCUCAGCGGGUCAGCCAGGAGAAAAGGGAAAGACCAGCCUGAGAGUCAGCGUCCUGCAACCUUGCCGGCCUCCCCUCCUUCUCAGUUGCUCCGCAACGCGGGGGAGCAGGCCUCCAAUACUAAUGGUACACACCAGUUCUCACCAACGGGUUUAAGUCAAGACUUUUUCAGCUCAUCCCUGGCGAGCCCCAGCUUACCCCUGGCCUCCACAGGAAAAUUUGCACUAAACUCUCUCCUCCAGCGACAGCUAAUGCAGUCCUUCUACUCCAAGGCAAUGCAGGAAGCAGGAAGCACAAGCAUGAUUUUUUCAACAGGUCCUUACAGCACAAACUCCAUAUCUUCCCAAAGUCCAUUACAACAAAGCCCGGACGUAAAUGGCAUGGCCCCCUCCCCCAGCCAGUCAGAAAGUGCUGGGAGCAUCUCUGAAGGCGAGGAGAUAGACACGGCCGAAAUUGCACGUCAGGUGAAAGAGCAGUUGAUCAAGCACAAUAUUGGCCAGCGGAUAUUUGGACACUAUGUGUUGGGACUGUCGCAGGGCUCUGUGAGCGAGAUCCUGGCCCGGCCAAAGCCAUGGAAUAAACUGACUGUGAGAGGCAAGGAGCCAUUUCAUAAGAUGAAGCAGUUCCUCUCGGACGAGCAGAACAUCUUGGCUCUUCGCAGCAUCCAGGGCAGACAAAGAGAGAAUCCAGGCCAGAACCUGAACAGACUAUUUCAGGAAGUACCGAAACGAAGAAAUGGGGCUGAAGGUAAUAUAACCACAAGAAUCCGAACCACAGAGACUGGCUCUGAUGAAGCCAUCAAAUCCAUUCUCGAGCAAGCCAAAAGGGAGCUGCAAGUACAGAAAACAGCUGAGCCGGCUCAGCCGCCUUCUGCAUCUAGCAGUGGCAAUUCUGAUGAUGCUAUUCGAUCCAUUCUGCAACAAGCCCGACGGGAAAUGGAGGCACAGCAGGCUGCCCUUGAACCUGCCUUAAAAACACCACCCUUAUCUCAAGCUGACAUUUCUAUCCUCUCCCCCAAACUAGUAUCUACACCUGCAAUGUCUUCGGUUUCCAGCUAUUCUCCUUUGGCCAUAUCCCUGAAGAAACACUCAUCUGUCACUGAUUCCAGUAUCUCUGCAUUGCAGAACCUCUCUGGGCUCAAAAAGGAGCCUCAGGAGGCACCUGUUUUAGAGCUUCAUGGCAUAAGUGAUUCUGCCCAGGGUAUGUUGAGGCAUGUUAAAAAUGAGUUGGGACGUGGUGGUGUUUGGAAGGACCAUUGGUGGAAUACUGUGCAGCAUGAGAGAAGAAAUACAGCUCUGCCCGAAGAUGUAAAAGUUGAGGAAGCCAGUGGUGGAAAAGAAAAGGUCAGCAAUCAGACUAGGCCAGAUCGUAGCCAGCUCCAAGGACCAUCUUCUUCAGAGUACUGGAAAGAGUGGCCAAACGCUGAAUCUCCGUACUCCCAGAGUUCUGACUUGAGCAUGACUGGGGCGAGUCGCAGCGAGACGCCACAGAAUAGCCCUCUCCCUUCAUCCCCUAUCGUGUCUUUGUCCAAGCCAUCCAAACCUUCAGUUCCUCCACUGACACCCGAGCAGUAUGAGAUUUAUAUGUACCAGGAGGUGGAUACGAUAGAGCUAACGCGGCAGGUCAAGGAAAAGCUAGCAAAGAAUGGCAUCUGCCAAAGGAUCUUUGGGGAAAAGGUGUUGGGGCUGUCCCAAGGAAGUGUCAGUGACAUGCUCUCCAGGCCAAAGCCAUGGAGCAAAUUGACCCAAAAAGGCCGAGAACCAUUUAUUCGUAUGCAGCUCUGGUUGAAUGGUGAGCUGGGACAAUGUGUCCUGCCUGCACAAGGGCAGCAACAAGGACAAGUCCUUCACUCUGUGACAUCAUUACAGGAUUCCCUACAGCAGGGAUGUGCAAGCUCAGAAAGCACUCCAAAGACCUCUGCCAGUUGCAGUCCUGCUCCUGAAUCUCCCAUGAGUUCCAGUGAGUCAGUGAAAAGCCUGACAGAGCUGGUGCAGCAGCCCUGUCCCAACAUAGACACCAGCAAGGAGGGCAAAGCCCUGGAGCCCAGCGAGCCGCCUGCCUCUGAGUCCCAGUCCAGCACCCCCCUGCCGCUCUCUGGCCACUCAGCACUCAGCAUUCAGGAGCUGGUGGCCAUGUCCCCUGAGCUGGACACCUAUGGCAUCACCAAGAGGGUCAAGGAGGUGCUAACGGACAACAACCUGGGUCAGCGCUUGUUCGGGGAGACAAUCCUAGGGCUAACACAAGGCUCUGUCUCAGACCUCCUGGCUCGCCCCAAGCCCUGGCACAAGCUGAGUCUGAAGGGAAGAGAACCCUUUGUGCGCAUGCAGCUGUGGCUGAACGACCCCAACAACGUGGAGAAGCUGAUGGAUAUGAAGAGGAUGGAGAAAAAAGCCUACAUGAAGCGGCGGCACAGCUCCGUCAGCGACAGCCAGCCCUGUGAGUCCUCCUCCGCCGGCAUCGACUACAGCCAGGGAGCCAGCCCCCAGCCCCAGCACCAGCUGAAGAAGCCCCGGGUGGUGCUGGCACCAGAAGAGAAAGAAGCUCUGAAACGAGCCUACCAGCAAAAGCCAUACCCAUCACCAAAAACCAUUGAGGAACUCGCCACCCAGCUCAACUUGAAAACCAGCACUGUCAUCAACUGGUUCCACAACUACAGGUCUCGCAUCCGCCGGGAGCUCUUCAUCGAGGAGAUCCAAGCCGGGAGCCAGAGCCAGGCGGGGUCGAGCGACUCCCCCUCUGCCCGGAGCAGCAGGGCCGCCCACAGCUCCGAGGGGGACAGCUGCGAUGGUGUGGAUGCGGAAGGCCCAGCUGAGGGGAAGGCGAGCGGCCCGGAGGCGGAGGAGUACAGCAAUGCAAUCACAAAGUCUCAGGGAGGGUCAGCGGAGUCAGCUUUCGAGGCGGGGGAAGAGGCACCGCAAGGCACCGCCAGGUCUUCAGAGAAAGCGGAGCCGUUCCAGGCGGAGAGCCUGGAGGACACCGACGACGAGGGCAGGCUCAGAGCGCUGUGCCAGGGCUCUCCGCCGGCACCGCCGCGCCCGGGAGAAGCUCCGGAGACACUGCCAAACUCUGCCACGGAAGGGGAUGCCUCUACCUCAGCUGCCUCCACCUCAGUCCUUACGGGGGAGAGCUCCUACAAGUCGAAAGAAAGUUCGGAGAAAAUCUCCAGUGUGCCAAGUACGAGCUCGACGCCGGCCUCAGGCUCACAGAAAGCCAGCUCCCUGCAGAGCCUGUUCGGCUUCUCGGAGGCAGCGAGCUCCAGGAACACGCGAGACAGCUCCCUGAGGAAAAAGAAAGCGGCCAACUUGAACAACAUCAUCCACCGCCUGGAGAAGGCUGCGAGUCGGGAAGAGGCCGUGGAGUGGGAGUUCUGA